Messenger RNA from Zophobas morio, 910 nucleotides. RefSeq lists its product as uncharacterized. Bases 92 to 856 code for a protein of 254 amino acids. NCBI's taxonomy places the organism in Eukaryota, Metazoa, Arthropoda, Insecta, Coleoptera, Tenebrionidae. The record is from RefSeq and is a predicted model, not a curated record. The transcript is spliced from 4 exons.
UUCUGCAACUUCAUCCCUGUUUGUAUAUUUCAAAAAGAAAAAGAGUAAUCAAAACACUCGUUUGCAAAAACUGGUAGAAAAACGCCUGGAAAUGAAGAAAGACCCAGAAAAAGCGUUCAGUUGUAGUUUGGACGAGUGCUUAACCAUGGCCGAGUCCAGCGACGUCCAAGAACUGCUCAAUCAGCUUAAACUGAAAACCAGUUACUACCAAGAGGAAACGGCGAAAAUGGAGUCGGUUUUUCUAAAACUGGGUCUGAUUGAUGAACAACUAAAAAUGUUUGAGGAAUGUGUGGAGCUCACGGAGAAACUAAAUCAGCUGCAGCAGCAGUUUGAUUUGAAGGAAGUGACACCUACUUCUGUAGCGCUAUCACACGCUGAUAAAUUGAGAAAACACAACAAUUACGCGGUUAAAAUAAAAAUCUGUAUUAAGAUGUAUAUGGAAUUAAAUGAGGCGUUGUUGAAGAAAGUGAAACACUUGAAAAGUUACCAAGAGCAAGUGGAAAUAAGUGUCAAUGAAAUGGCAGCGGCACCACACAAUUCUAACGUCAACAUGACCAUAACCUCACUAGGACCAGAAGAUGAACUGAAAAUCAUUGAAAAGAAAAUCAGUAGAUAUGAACACGAAUUAACCAAACUAGAGAAAAAGUACCCGUGGUUAAAAAAUAAUGACUACAGUUUGCCCAAUAUAUCAAAGGAGAUUAAUUUAUUGAUAAUGGCAAGGACACAGAAGGAGGAAUUAGUUGAAGAAUUGAGUCGUUAUCAUGGUUUAAAACCAAAUUUACACGAGGCGAGUGAACAGCUGGCACAAAUGAAGGUCGAAUAUGAACAAAUGAAUGCAAAGCUGUCGUCGAAAUAAAUAUUUUUAUUUUUUAAUGUACUGUAUAUGUAAUCAUUAAAUAUUUUUUUCUGA